This is a messenger RNA of Gossypium arboreum, 603 nucleotides long. RefSeq lists its product as uncharacterized. The record is from RefSeq and is a predicted model, not a curated record. Bases 1 to 603 code for a protein of 200 amino acids. Lineage: Eukaryota; Viridiplantae; Streptophyta; Magnoliopsida; Malvales; Malvaceae. The transcript has 2 exons.
AUGAAUGCUCCAAUAAAACUUGAUGUCCCAAAAGGACAAAAUCUAGUUGCUACUGAGUCUAAUACAUGCCUGAAGCGUGGUAGACCAAUUGGUUCCAAAGAUAAGAAUCCUCGAAAAAAGAAAAGAGCAAAGAUUAAUGAUGGCGAAAUCAAAGAAAAAAUAAUUAUACCGGGAUCUCCUGAAGAGACUAUAGACAUGACUGAAAGAAUAGUUUCAGAAGAAAAUCAGGUACCUGACAAUGAAGAGAUCUCUAUUGAUUAUGUCAUGUCCGGUAUAAAAUGGAACCGAAAUCAAAUCGACGUUGAUGAUAUUUUUGCAUGCAAUAUAGCACUAGAUGUUAUAAAUAAUAAAGAGGAUUAUGAACCAAAAUCGAUUGAGGAAUGUGUGAAACCAGUGGGAUACAAAUGGGUUUUUGUGCAUAAAAGAAAUGAAAAGAGUGAAAUUGUAAGGUAUAAAGAACGUUUAGUUGCACAAGGAUUCUCACAAAGACCUGGAAUUGAUUAUGAGGAGACAUAUUCUCCUGUGGUGGAUGCAACUACAUUUAUAUUUUUGAUAAGCCUGGCUAUAAGAGAAGGGCUUGAUUUACGCCUAUGGAUGUGGUAA